Hyla sarda is the source of this 5093-nucleotide messenger RNA. It is a transcript of the gene MTMR14, whose product is annotated as myotubularin related protein 14. NCBI's taxonomy places the organism in Eukaryota, Metazoa, Chordata, Amphibia, Anura, Hylidae. Gene Ontology annotation, biological process: dephosphorylation. Gene Ontology annotation, molecular function: phosphatidylinositol-3-phosphate phosphatase activity. The record is from RefSeq and is a predicted model, not a curated record. The coding region runs from base 445 to 2136 and encodes 563 amino acids. The transcript is spliced from 19 exons.
UCCCUUAUUUGUCUGGCCAAUUACAGCUCAGUACCUAUUACUUUCUUCUGUGCCAUGUUACAGUGUUGGAGAAAGUGCACUGGACUAGACUAAACAGGCUGGUACUGUUGAUGGGGAUAAUUUACACAGUACAGUACUAUAGAAGGCCCGUGGGCGGGAGAAGGGAUUAUUGUACUGUGUCCCGUCAGUUGAAGAUGACCUGCUCCUUGCUCGUGUCUAUAUAAGCUUCUUAAUGUAAUGGAAGUAACUUGACAUCUUGGAAUAUUUCCUUUUUUCACUUCUCGCUACCUGUUUCACUUCCUCCGGUUGUCCUUUUGCUGACUGUAGCAGGUGGAGAGGAUUGAGCAGCGAUGUCUGGAGCUGUUUGGAAGAGAUUAUUGUUACAGCAUCAUCCAGAACCCCAAUGGGGAGCUGUGUAGCCACUACCCCCGACAGAUCGUCUUCAUGGAGUACGAGAGCACAGAAGAUGACAAGCACAUGUUUGAGAGUACGGUGCAUGUCAGCAAAUUACAAGACCUUGUUAACCGCAGUAAAAUGGCGAGAUGUAGAGGACGCUUUGUCUGCCCCGUUAUUCUUUACAAGGGAAAGCACAUUUGCAGGUCAGCAACUCUGGCCGGAUGGGGGGAGUUGUAUGGACGCACCGGGUAUAACUACAUAUUCUCAGGGGGCGCUGAUGAUUCCUGGGCAGAUACAGAAGUUGCUGAGGAUGAUUCUGUAGCCAGGAAUGGAGACUCUCAGUUUGACAAAGUUCGGGGCCAUGACAUUAAAUUGUUACGAUAUCUGUCUAUCCGAUACAUCUGUGACCUAAUGGUAGAGAACAAGAAAGUUAAAUUUGGGCUCAAUGUUACCUCUUCUGAAAAGGUAGACAAAGCUCAGCGGUAUGCAGACUUCACGCUUCUGUCUAUUCCUUACCCAGGCUGUGAAUUUUUUAAGGAUUACAAGGAUCGAGACUAUGUUGCAGAAGGCCUUGUAUUUAACUGGAAGCAGGAUUAUGUUGAUGCCCCUUUAAGUAUCCCAGUCUGCUUGACAAGACACUUAAACAUUGACUGGAGGGAAUACCAGAGUUGGGACUUGGUAAAGCAGACACAAAAUUACUUGAGGCUCCUCAUUCACCUCAUCAAUGGGGAUGAUAACAGUGGGUUGCUGGUGCACUGUAUAUCCGGGUGGGAUCGCACACCGCUGUUCGUUUCACUCCUGAGACUCUCACUCUGGGCUGAUGGGAUGGUCCACAGAUCGUUGGAGCCGGCCGAGAUCCUUUACCUGACAGUGGCCUACGAUUGGUACCUCUUUGGACACAUGUUGGUUGACCGUCUCAGUAAGGGUGAAGAGAUAUUUUUCUUCUGCUUCAAUUUUCUGAAGCACAUCACAUCGGACGAGUUCUCCUCGAUAGGGAGGAAAGCACGGCUGAAAAGUUCACAGCCCAGGGAUCCUGGUUUAACAUUAGAAGAUUUCUGUGCAUUAAAACCUCGUGAUCGUGGCAGUGCCACCAGUCUAAGUAGCGACUUCUCAGUUAUUACUGAAGAUUCUCCUAGUGCCUUCGGAAGCUCAAACUGUGAAGCUGUAGACCUCAUAAAUUUUGGAGUGCAAAGCCACGCAGUCUGGAAGAAGACCCAUACCUCCUCCCCGCAAACCGCAGCGUGGACCCGGACAUCAGAAGACCUCUUACACCAGCCGCCAGGAACUGAAGCUAAAUCCUCCAGCUCCUCCUCAUCAAACCACUCAGACAUCUUCCUGAGAGCAGGAAGUAGCCCUCUGGAGGUGCCGCAGCGCAGGUGGGACACGUGGCGAGCCCUUCCUACAUCAGCGGACCAUUCCCUUCCUGGAUCUUCCGUCUCUACAGACUAUGGCAGCUGGCAGAUGGUAUCGGAGGGUGGGAGUGUUCAUGACCAUGGUAUCCUCAGUGCCGGUACCUUCCUCCCCUUCAGCUUCCCAGAUGAGAAACCUAGCAGUGGCCUACACACAGCACAGACAGAACGGGCGGUCCGGCUAGAAGCUGUCCAGUCCAUCUUUCUAUCUGCCUACAACACCAUCAUAGGCCUAAGAACAGUGCCACCAAGCCCCUCAGGGGCAAUCGGUGGUCUCUUAGAACAGUUUGCUCGAGGUGUGGGUCUUCGAGGAGCAAGUUCUAUAGUGUGAUGAACUUCCAGGAAACUUGGGAAUCUAAAAGCCAUGAUUUCACACUUGCGUUCUACAUUCACCUAUAUCGAAGCCAUAUAAGACCAUGUCCAGGACGAGUUUGGGCUUCCCCUUUUAAAUGUUGUGAUGCUAAUGAAAGUGAACAGAUCUUCCAAUCAUAGAAAACUGAGCGAUCAGCGGCCAAGACGGUUUUAAAGUUGUUUUUUUUAUAUUCAUUCACCUGUAUCCAUUGUCACAUAAUCCUAAAUUUGAUAAAACUGUGGCUUUUUAACUAUGAAAUUUAUAUAUUUAAUCACACGUCCAUGACAAGCUGCUUAUUCAGUACUGUACCUCAGAAGUAGGUUAUACAUGGCUUGUAAGUACAAGUCCCAGCAUGCAGUGCUAGUUGGACUUUUAAUACCCACCUGUUACUUAAGAGUAGGACUUUUCUCGUCUUAAAGUUUUCUAAAACAAGGUUUUAAAUUGUUUGCUUCCAUUUAGACAGUUAAAUGAAAGCUAUUUUGGGUUCUCACAGUCACCACUAGGAGGAGCUGCCUUCAUGAAGAACCUAAGCUCCCCCAAUGAUGGCUGUAGACAAUCAGAAAUCAGUCAGAGUCUGCGCUGAGCCCUCCAUCAAUCAUUAGAACAAGAGGGGUAGGGUCUUUACUCCCCAGCUCGCAGUGAUCUACAUCCUAAUUGAGCACUAAGACCCCGACCGAUCAAAACUUUUCCCUGGGAGAUGUCAAAAGGUUUUUAAAAUGACAGGGACACUUUUAUCUCAUGCCUUUUGAGAAGUGAAGCAGAAAUUAAGAGCUUUGUAUUAGAGUGGAGCUCUGACCCCACAUAAAAAGGUAUAAAUAUAUGAGCCAUGUUAAACAAAGAGGUUUUAUUGUAAUGUCCCUGUACUUCAGCAGUCUUGAGUAUGUAGCUGUGGGCUGUGAAGGCAUGCUGGGAAUUGUAGUUUUGCAACUGGAGUCAAAUGAUGUGACUUUUGCUCAGUAGACUAUAUUCCAACUAGAAUAAUUGCUUCUGUAUAUUACAAAAGCCACCACACUCUGCCGGAUCUGCAACAUGAUGGACACCUCCAGCACCCAAUGGACCCCAUUGACUUUUAUAAUGGGGUUGGUUGGACUCCUACAAGGUGUCGGUCUUUUCCUGUCAAUUAUUACAAACCUGCAAUAAUGCAUGCUCUGAACUGACUUUAGCCACAUACUGUGACAUAUAUGGCAUGCACUGUGCUACAGUACAGCAACAAAGCAACUAAAAGUUCUGCGACUUCUAAAUAUACUUUGUUUUCACUGACAGCAAGUAGAGAUUUUGAACACAAGGUAUUGAAGCAAACAUUAUUGUUUACAUAAAGGUGCUGAAAACCUGUAUCACAAGGGCAUGUAGCUUCCUUAGAGAUCAAGUCCAUCUGGAAUGGGCUUAUGGAUCUUCACCGUAUCUGAUCAGAACUGCUUUGAAGUCUCUGCACACAAAAAUGUAAGAUUUCUCUUGCAUUCACUGACAGCAAGCAGAGAUCUUGGUAAACAAAAUAUGUAGCAAAGUGGCAGAACUUUUCGUUACAAGUUUAAAGUGGUACUCUGAUGGGAAUUACAUUUUUUCAAAUCAACCGGUGCCAAAAAAGUGAAGCAGAUUUGUAAUGUGCUUCUAUUUAAAAAUCUAAACCCUGUCAGUACUUAUCAGCUGCUGUAUACUACAGAGGAAGUGGAGUUGUUCUUUUCAAUAUGACCACAGUGCUCUCUGCUGACACCUCUGUCCAUAGCAGAAACUGUCCAGAGUAAAUGCUUAUUGCAAACCUUUAUUGCUCCGGACAGUUCCUGACAUGGACAGAGGUGUCGGCAGAGAGCACCGUGGACCGACAGAAAACAUCUACACCACUUCCUCUGCAGCAUACAGCAGCUAAGUACUGGAAGAAAUAAUUUACAAAUCUGUUUAACUUUCUGGCACCAGUAGAUUUGAAGAAAAUAAAUGUUUCCCACACCGGAGUACCCCUUUAAUAAUACAUAAUACUGGAAAUUCCUUUUUUUACAGGGCAAUCAUUAUGAAUGUUAUUGUUCUGCAGAGGCAGCUGUCUAGUUAGGCCACAUGCUCCAAUGUACUUUACCAUUUAAGUCACUGAGCACAAGAACCAGCUGUCAGUGAGUGUGACCCACACGGAGUUCCUAUACAAUGUCUAUGACUUUUGGAGAUGAGCGAACUUACAGUAAAUUCGAUUCGUCACGAACUUCUCAGCUCGGCAGUUGAUGACUUUUCCUGCGUAAAUUAGUUCAGCUUUCAGGUGCUCCGGUGGUCUGGAGACUCUUUCCUAGGACUGUAUCCAUCUUUUCCAGCCCACCGGAGCACCUGAAAGCUGAACUCAUUUAUGCAGGAUAAGUGCCGAGCUGAAAAGUUUGUGACGAAUCGAAUUUACUGUAAGUUCGCUCAUCUCUAAUGACUUUCUUUACAACAAUGGUUGCUAUCAUGUGCCUCUUGUUGCAAAACUACAACUCAAAAGUUACAUGUCACUGCUUAGCACAAUGAUGCAUAUUGAAAGAGGUGGUUGUUUUCUUAUACAUAACCUGUCCGGCCAACUGUUAACACUUUGUGGGAAGUUCCAUAUAAACUGAUGCACUGCUGUGCCUAGUGCAGGGCCUGAGGGAUGGAGCAUGACACGCAGGGAUAUUUGGUGUUCUUUGAUUCCCUGUAUCUUGCCUCACCCCCUCAUGCCUAGUGCAGGGCCUUACACUUAUCCUUGGAGUGGUGUUUUAAUAAAAGCUCCACUGGGAUACUGGGAUUUGUAGUUCAGCAGCCACAGUAUAACUUCUAGCCCUUUUAUUUUGCUGCACACACUGAUUUUCCUCAUUGUAUCUGUAAUUGAAUUUCUGAUGAACAAAGUAAGAAUUUAUUUUUGCUAUUUUCCAUAUUGCUUAUUUGCCUACUGUUUUUUUUUUCUAUUUAAUUCUGCAAUCAAUUCAAUUAAAGAAAACCAUAUUGUU